This is a messenger RNA of Oncorhynchus keta (chum salmon), 5282 nucleotides long. RefSeq names its product AN1-type zinc finger protein 3-like. Bases 2547 to 3254 code for a protein of 235 amino acids. Gene Ontology annotation, molecular function: zinc ion binding; DNA binding. The record is from RefSeq and is a predicted model, not a curated record. The transcript is spliced from 7 exons. Lineage: Eukaryota; Metazoa; Chordata; Actinopteri; Salmoniformes; Salmonidae.
GGCCAGUUUGAUUUCACAGAAGUGUGAUUGGAGAUUCAUUGUGUUUUUCAACUGUUCCCUUUAUUUUUUUGAGCAGUGUGUGUAUAUGUAUAUAUAUAUCUCAGGAUUUUGCUAUGGUGGACCUAAUUUUUUGGAGGUUGUGUACAUACUGGUUGUCCUGAAAAGAAAUACUUUAAUGCUAAAUUUAAGUUCUGGACAUGUAGAUCUUUCUGAGAUCUCGGUACUGAUAGGGUUAAGGCUUUUCUGGGGAAUGGUUGGCUACCCUUAAAAUAUUAUAAUUACAACCAAAUACUUUUGUAUAUGUUCGGUGCGUCUAGGGCGAAAGAUCCAAAAUUCAUACAACCACUGCAUAAUUUUCUUUUAAAAAGCUAUAAGGCUGAUGCAACAGAUCAGACCGUUUUAGCUUAAAAUGUUGAAGUUUGAUAUUGUAAGCUCAAACAUGUGAAAGUGGCUGUCGGCUAUUCGAGAAUGUCCCAAAAUGCAUUUAGCGGGGAAACACCGUUCUCAGAAACUCAGGUUUCAUGUGACCGAGAUGAAUAUAAUUUUAGAAGUUAGAAAGAGGGGAGAUCUAAAGAUGCAUCAACGAGCAUGUGUUACUAAUAUGACUAGGAUUAUGCCUUUGGCUGCUGGUCAAUAAAGACCGUUGAUUUGAAUACCAGUAGAACAUGAGAAAAUGCUGGUUUCAAUUGCAUAUUUAAGUGUUAAUAAAAUAAUUCCCUCAACAUUUCUAUGGUUGUAUUUUUGUCUAGGCUUCUGGGGCGGCAGGGUAGCCUAGUGGUUAGAGCGUUGGACUAGUAACCGGAAGGUUGCAAGUUCAAACCCCUGAGCUGACAAGGUACAAAUCUGUCGUUCUGCCCCUGAACAGGGCUCAAUGAAGCCCUCGAUCACUCGACAAUUAGCCAUUGAGAUUGAGUGGUCAAAGUGUUUGGUUUAAGAUUCAGCCCUAGCAUGUUUUAUUGGGUUUGCUUUCCUUUUAUAAACAUCUGCACUUUUUUUUUAUCUAGCUGGAUAGUUGAUGGUAGACUAAGGUACAGUAUCAGCCUCUAAAGCUAGGAUACAUCAAUUCCAUAAAACAAAACACACAGCCGCUGUCACACCCUCUCAACAAUCCCUACCUUUCUAGCCUAGCGGUCAAUGUUGAUUAAUUUCCCUCAAUGUGGCAUGUGGUCCAAUGUAUAGGCCUGCCAGUCAAGCAAGGUCUUCCUCACCGCAGCAGGCUUUUCAUGAGCCAACACAGAGCAACAAUGCCUUGGGUACCAUGUUCAAGAACCUUAGCCUAGGUAAGGUGCAUUUUAGUAAAUUGCUCAUGGAAGAGAAACAUUGCGCUCAAUCGUCAACAGGUCAAUGGCUAAGGUGAGCAGAGAGAAUACUUUGCUCUGCAUGUAAAAACUAUGGUCAAUUGGGCUGUUUAUCAUUUGCGCUGUUGCAGUUGGACAAUAAAUAAGCUAUGGGACCCGAUUCAAUGUAGGUUAAACCAUAGUCCCUCUAGUAAUUAAAUAAGAUCUCUGUGAUAAACCCUCGUUCCAGAAUGGGGUAAAAGUUUCAUCAAUAUUGGUCAGGAAGUAAUCCAAACUAUUCUACACUGACCAACAAUAUAAACACAAGAUGCAACUACUUUUCAGACAGGCAAACUACUGCUUCUUAACACACUGCUUACUUAACCCGGAAGCCAGCCGCACCAAUGUGUCGGUGGAAACACCAUUCAGCUGACAACCGAAGUCAAUUUUUAGGUGCCCGGCCCAUCACAAAGAGUCGCUAGAGCACGAUGAGCCAAAGAAAGCGCCCCGAUCAAACCCUCCCUUAACCCAGACGGCGCUGGGCCAAUUGUGCACCGCCCUAUGGGGCACCCGGUCACUGCUGGCAGUGACACAUCCCGGGAUCGAACCCCAGGCUUUAGUGGCACCUCAGCUGCUCCACUCGGGAGGCCCAUGAGUAAGACCUAUUAAACAGCUUAACAUUCGCAAGACUACAGGGCCAGACCGAAUAGCAGGACAUAUACUCAGAGAAUGCACUGACCAGCUGGCAAGUGUCUUCAACCUAUCCCUGACCCCAUCUGUAAUACCAACUUGUUUCAAGCAGACUGCCAUAGUCCCUGUGCCCAAGAACGCCAAGGUAACCUGCCUAAGUGAUUAUUGUCUCACAUCAUGAAAUGCUUUUAAUGGCUGGUCAUGGCUCACAUCAACACCACGGGACGGCAGGGUAGCCUAGUGGUUAGAGUGUUGGACUAGUAACCGGAAGGUUGCAAGUUCAAAUCCCCAAGCUGACAAGGUACAAAUCUGUCGUUCUGCCCCUGAACAGGCAGUUAACCCACUGUUCCUAGGCCGUCAUUGAAAAUAAGAAUUUGUUCUUAACUGACUUGCCUAGUUAAAUAUAUAUAUAUUUUUUUAUCCUAGACCCACUCCAAUUCACAUACCGCCCCACAGGUGACGCAAUCUCUAUUGCAAUCCACACAGCCGUCACCCACCUGGAUGAAAGGAAUACCUAUGUAAGAAUUCUGUUCAUUGACGACAGCUCAGCACUCAACACCCAUUGUCCCUUCCAAGCUCAUGACUCUGGGACGGAAGCCAUUCCUUUGCAACCGGAUUCUGGAAUUCCGACGGGCCACCCCCAGGUGGAGAAGGUCCAGCAAAACCACGAACCUUUGUUCCAAAUGUUUUACGGACAUUGAGAAGAAGCAGCCAGGCGAGGACUGUGCCCCAGAGCCUGCCCCCAGCUCAUGCAGCUCAAGCAUCAGCCAGUCAGUCAUCUUCUAUAGCGAAUCAAGCAGCAGCAGUAGCCAAUCCCUUUCGACAGCGCCAGUCAGCUCAGAGAACCCGUUGCCCAGAGACACAAAAGCCACGCCUCUACCUGAACAAGAUGAAGUCUCCAGCACAGACACAGCCCACGGCAUACUGGUAUCCACCCCCACAAAACGGCCCUGCAACUCAGCCUCUGAGUCAGAGAGUGACGCAUCCCCAGAGAAGAGCGCACGGGUGGGCUCCGGGUCUAAGGAGUCGUCAUCUACCAAUGGGGGUCCCAAGCAGAAGGGAAGCCGGCGCUGCCACCGAUGCCAUACCAAACUGGAGCUGGUACAGCAAGAGCUCGGCUCCUGCCGCUGUGGCUAUGUGUUCUGCAUGCUCCACCGGCUUCCCGAGCAGCACGACUGCCUCUUCGACCACCUGGGGCGCGGGCGUGAAGAAGCCGCCCUCAAGAUGGUCAAGCUGGAUCGCAAGGUGGGCCGCUCAUGCCAGCGCAUCGGUGAGGAGUGCACCUGAACCCCCCCCCCAUCCCCAACCCCGACGAUGAGAGCGAGGAAGAGGAAAGAGGCUGCGUCCUAAAUCAUUCAUCUUUGUCCAGAAAUGUGCACUUGUACAGACCCCGUCAUGGAUUUCUUAAAAGUAUAGGAUUGGUGUAAGGCAUUGGUUGCGUUGUUAAAUCAAUGUGAGAAAGUGUGUCAGUGGAGACUUCGGGGAAAGGGUGGCAAAUGGGGACGGAGACAAAUGCUCACUUUAUACUCACUCUUGUCCCCACUGCCACUUUUUGUUGUGACAAUGCUCUCACCUCAAAUAAGCAGACAAAGCACUUCUAGUUUUCGUGCCCUGACAAGGGACUGCUAAAGCCACCUAUCUGUCACUUCCCUGUCUACCAACCUCAAGACCAGAGCCCCCUCAUGUCAUCACUAUCACAGAGUGGGAUGAAGUUACACCCUAAACACUGAACUAAGGUCAGUUUUUAGUUCAGGUCAACCCACUGAUUAAGGGUAUGAUGCAAGGGAGGUUAAGCUGAUCUUAGAUCUGUACAUAAGGAGCACCUACCACCCCAAGACAUCCCUCGAAUCCCUCUCCCUCCACUGUUUUGUGAUUUUGACCUAUGACUUUUGAGCGUGUCACACCCACCACUGCUUCUCAGCCUUAACCCCUCCCAUCUCCAGAUCAGGGACAUCCCUGUUCAGAAAAAACUAAAGCCAUCUGCUGCUUAUUGCAACUGUCCCUAUCAUCAUCACCACCACCUCAGGUUGUGGGAGAAUCCAAUGAGAGGGGUUUACAGGGGGAGAGGCAGGGGGGUUGGACUAUUGCAACUCCCUUCCCCUCCCUUUCUGACCUGCCUGCUGCUGUUGACACAGCAGCCAUUUUCUGUAUCUUGGGAGAGAGAACUUCCUUUCUAGACAACAGACACCGAUCGCCCCCUAGUUAGUGGGGUUGGAAUAAAAAUGGAACAGUCUGUCUGUCAGGGAUUUAAUCCAUGUCCCCGAGUGAGUUUCAGUCGCUAUGGAGACGGAUAACACACCCCUUGAGAUUUCCUUUGGCCAUGAUGUUCAUGCUACUACGGGUGCUGGCCAAGGAUAAACUACUAAGAUGGACACAAAAGCAAAGAGCUGUCACGAGACCUCUAUAUGUGCCUCUAUCGGAAUCUGGUUCUCCCUGCGCACAAACAUACACAAACACUCUUACAUACAGUUCAGCCCACAUGCGCAGAGCACAAGGACAGCUAAGAAAAAUCAAGUGGUACACAUUGGACUGUGCUGAAUUUGUGGAUAACCUUUUGACAAAGUUCUUCAGUGGGACGCUCAUGGUUGUUCAGGUUUUGCUCGAUAUAACCCAUAAUAUCUUAGCCAUGGACUUAAUUUCCCAUUAGCCCCCACUGUUUGAAAUGUUUCUGCGACGCCUCUGUCUCUCGAUGCCAUCCCCGACCCCUCGGUGGGAUUCUAACUCCCUCUUUCUUUCACAGAUUCUCUUCUUCCUGCCCUUGCCCGUCGCACACCACUGUCUUUCUCCUUUCACUCUCUCCAUUCCAUUUCCAGACAGCAUGUCUUGCUCUCACCCACCUUACUCUCCAUUAAUCCUUCCCUCUUUCAUUCUCAUUUCUCCACAGUAUUGAUUUUCUCACUUGCUUGCUCUCUCUCUCUCACACACACACACACACACACACACACACACACACACACACACACACACACACACACACACACACACACACACACACACACACACACACCUCUUCUUGCCAAAGAGCAAACACUGAGUGAGAGGUUGGGGCCUGGCCAUAGGUGGGGCUGUGGGGCUACAAGCAGAGCGGGGAGGAAAAAUGUAAUAGAAAUUGAAUUGUCGUAAAAUAAUAUUGUGUAUCUGAAAGAAAAACCCUUAUUUAACCCUAUUUGUUUUUUGAAAUGUUAUUUUACUUACACAUUAGCAUAGUGCUGCAUUUUUUGUUUGACAUUUUAAGAAAAAAUGGAUAAGAGAAUUCUGUAGCCUUCGUUUUCUUUUGUUCCCUUUUGUUGCUAAAAAAUAAAGUAAUAAACUGGA